Molecule: messenger RNA, 3622 nt
Organism: Zonotrichia albicollis (white-throated sparrow)
Lineage: Eukaryota; Metazoa; Chordata; Aves; Passeriformes; Passerellidae
Source: RefSeq, a predicted model, not a curated record
UAUGAGGUGUCUGGAGAGGAGCACCUCUACUCUGACUUCCCCGAGAUCGAUCUGUCCCAGCUGGACGCCGGCGACCUGGACUCUGCUGGCUGCUUCAGCGAGCUGCACUGGGACAGGGAGCACUCGGAGACCGACUCCAGCCAGUACAGCACCGACGACUCCGAGCUCUUCCAGAUAAUAGACAGCGAGAACGAAGCGCUGCUGGCAGCCCUGACCGAGACUCUGGAUGAUAUUCAGGGAGAUGACAUGGGCCUGGCUGCCUUCAGAACUAUGGAAGAGGGGGACACGCUCAGCCCUGCCACCACCUCACCUGCCCCCUCCCCCAAACCCACCGCCCCGGUCACGGGGGGCCCCCCGGCCCCCGAGGGUGAUGAGCUGUCUCUACUGAAGAAGCUGCUCCUGUCUCCGUCCCCUCCGAGCUGCGAGGCCCAGCGGGACGGGAGCGCCCGGCGCCCGGGGACCCCAAAGUCGCGGCCCCCACGGCCCUGCACUAAGGUGGAGGGUCCCCGGGACAGGAGGGCAAGCGUCCCGCAGGCACAGAGCCGCAGCUGCACGGAGCUGCACCGGCACCUCACCUCCAGCACCUCCUGCUCGCAGACCAAAAACACCCAGGUGUCUCACGCUGUCCUUGGCACAAACUGACCCAACCUUUGGGAAGAGAAACUUUGAGCCAAUGCUGACCGUGGAGCUGUGUGGGACAGCAGGUCUCACACCGCCCACCACUCCGCCAUACAAACCCGCCGAGGAGGACCUGUACAAGCCAGACAUCCCCCAGGAGGCCGGGAAGGAGGAGGGGAUGGCCCCCAGCCCCGGGGACGCGGCAGCCUCGCAGAAAGCGCCCAGGAAGCACCCGGAGAGGACGGAGCUGUUCGCCCACCUGAGCCGGGCGCGGGCGCUGCCCGAGCAGCAGGGCGUGCUCAAGCGGCCCUUCUCCCGCUCCUUCGGGGACCACGACUACUGCCAGGUGCUGAAACCCGAGCCUGCCCUGCAGAGGAAGGUGCUCAAGUCGUGGGAGCCCCCGAGCCAGCUGGAGACGGAGCACAAGAGGAGGGUCCCGGCCGCCCACUACCAGGGGCUGGAGCUCGGCAAGGACACGGGCGCCGAGAUGCUCUGGAAGGACGGCGUCAAGCAGCUGAGAGACCAGGAGAUCCGAGCCAGCUUAACAAAGCACUUUGGCUUUCUGGACAGUGCCCUCGAUGACGAGGACAUGGUCUUCUGCAAGACCCCCGAGUACGACACCGUCUUUGAGGACAGCUGCAGUGAGAGCGGCUCCCCCGUGGAGGAGGAUGAGGAGGAAGAGGAGGAGGAGGAGGAGGAGCACGGCGACACCAAGCUGUGCCUGAGGAGAAGCGCCCUUUCCAGGGGCAGUUUGCAUUACUGCUCCCGGAGCAGGUCCAGCUCGGGCUCCUCGUGCUGCCGGUCACGGUCACCUGCCAGCAGGCGCACCUUCAGGUGUGAGAACGGCGAGCAGUGUCAGGGCGGCAGCGGGCAGCGGGGCCAGCUGAAGAAGAGACGGGAAAAGGCCAUCGGGGAAGGCCGGGUGGUGUACAUCAGAAACCUCUCCAGCAGCAUGAGCUCCAGCGAGCUGAAGAAACGCUUUGAGGUGUUUGGUGAAAUCGUGGAGUGUCAGGUCCUGACCAGGACUAACAGGGGAGAGAAGUACGGCUUCAUCACAUACCGCUACUCCGAGCACGCCGCCUUAUCGCUGAAGAACGGCCCCUCGCUGAGGAAGAGGAACGAGCCUUCCUUCCAGCUCAGCUCUGGUGGCCUGGGGCGCUUCUUCUGGACCAGAUACGCUGACCUGGAUUGCGGCACGGACGAGUCGUCCCCAGCUCCGGUGAAAAGCAAGUACGAGACCAUGGAUUUCGACAGCUUGCUGCAGGAGGCCCAGCUCAGCCUGCAUCGGUAACAGCCUUAACCUUGGAGGAAUACCUCAAUACCUCAGUCAAGGCACUUCCAAUAUGUUUACGUUUUCAAAGAAAUUAUUCAGUCUAUGGCAAGCGAGAGAGCGAGAGAGAGCGAGAGCACGCCCGCGAGAGAGAGACUGCUGUCCCCUGAUCGAUGUUUACAUUGAACAAAGCUGCUUCUGUCUGUGAGUCCCCAUGGUGUUGAUGUCUCACUGCCACACGUUAGUCCCCCCUCUGCUUCUGACUGGUUGUUUUAGGGUGAGCCUAGGAGCCCCCCGGCCCCUCUUCCCCCUCCCAGCCCUCCCCAUGCUCCCGCCGUGGAGUUGCAGCUGUGUUCACCAUAACAUUUUUUUGUCCGUAGUGUGUGAUGAUGAAAUUGUUCAUUGUGAAUAGAAUCAGGAUUAUAAACUAAUUUUUAAUAGAAGAAGAGAAGAAAAAAAAAGUAUAUACUUAAAAAAAUGUAUUUAUGGCUCAGAUGUACUGUAAUUCAGAUUUAUUGUACCGCUUCCUUGAUUUUUAACUAUGCACUGUAAUGAGGCACUUGCCACUCAGCAAAUGGGGGGUCAGAGCAGUCACAGAGCUGACAUUCCCCUGCCUCCCUUGCUGGCAAACCGGAGUGCUCGGUGCUUGCCCCGGGGUCACCCACUUUGCUGUCAAAGCCAUUCUUCGUGCUGGCGUGGCCCGAGCCCCCAGCAUCACCCCCAUGCUGAGCUGGGUGCUGGUGGGUGAUGGAUGCAGCUUUGCAGGCUGCAGAGGCUGGGAGAGGGAUGCAGGGCCUGCAGCCAGCGCUGCUGCUGCCUCCGCUGCCUUUGGAGCCAGGAGAGAGGGGCUGGGGGGCUGCAGCCAGCUGGGCACAUGGGUCCUGCUGGCACAGCCUGGGGCAUGGAUGUCUCCGGGCCAUGUGGAGGAGCUGGCUCCUCUCCAGCUCCUUGGUUUGGCUGCGAGACUGGCCAGGCCCUGUGGCUUGAUGCACACUUGCUUCCACACCCUGCAAAGCAAGCGGGGCAAGAAGACCUGUGUGUGCUUCCCACUGGGCAGCCAGCCCCAAAUCCAGCCCAAAGUAAGGCCAGCCCCAAGUGCAGAGAGGUGGGGCGGGCACAGCACCCACACUGAGCACCCACACUGAGCACCCCCAGCCCCCUGCCCCGUAGCUGAUAAGCCAUACACGUCCCAGCACCCACCCGCACCCCGGAUCCGUCCAGCGCCCCGGGGCACGCCUCUGCCUCUGGCCAAGGGCCCUCGGCGCUGGAUUGAAGCGUAAAAUGAACUUGUGGACUCGCCCUCCACGUGUGGGUGUGGUGGGAAGGGGACAUAGCCCCCCCCAGCCGGAGCGAAGCCCACCACCAGCCGGCCAGAGGCGCUGUUUUCCCAAGGGAGUGGGAACCUUGCCGCUCCUCAAGCCAUCACCACCUUCUCCUUUUAUUUUUGAGCCCCAGAGACCACUAGGGAUUCAGCCAUCCUCUGUAGAUAGAAUAUUAUAGCCUUAACUCUGCCAAUAGAUAGAUUAGAGUCUCCUGGGGUCUCCCCUCCCCACGGCGUGGGGGUUUCACCCCCGGUUCCCUGGGUACGUUCCGUCCUGCAGGGAGAGCGACCAAAGCCUGGGAAGUGGCACAGGAUGCGAGGCCCGGAGCCGGAGCCGUGCCAGGGUGGGCUCUGGCAGGAGCAGGAAUGCCGGCAGCGCCGACACCAGCACAGUUCCCUGGCUGUUCCCUCGG